GCAGCAGCUGAGACCAUGCUCCGCCGCGCCGCCGCCGCGACCGCGCGCGGCAUCCGUCAAGCGUCGACGCCGCCGCAGCGCACAGAUGCGAUCGUCGUCGGAGCGGGCCUCGUCGGCGUCAGCACCGCGUCGCGCCUCGCCGACGCCGGCCUGCGAGUCCUCUGCGUCACGCGGCACCCGCCGUGCUCCUACACGUCGGCCGUCUCGACGGAAUGCUACCGCGACUUCUGGCCGAGCCGCGAGAUGGCGGAGUUAAUGUCGCGGUCCAUCGACCUGAUGGAAGCGACCGCGCAAGCAGGGAUCGGCCUGACGCGGCGCGGCUACGCCUACUGCGCGCGGCAGCCGGAAACGCUCGCGAAGGCCGUGGCCGAGUGCGAGGACCUCGGUGGAGUGAGGCACCACGCGACGCUCGCCGCGUAUGAGCCGUCGCCGAGCGGGGUUUUAAACCUGGACGCCGUCGACGCGCUGCCCGCGGGCUUCGACGUGCUCCACGGAGAUGCGGCAAGGCAAGCCUUCCCAGCUUUGGCGGAGGACGUCGUGGGCGUCGUGCACGCGCGGCGCGCGGGCUGGGUCGACUCGGGCCGCUACGCCGCCGAGCUCGUCGCUCGGGCGAAGGCGGUGGGCGUCACGUUUGUGGCGGGGUGCGUCGACGGCGUCGAGUGCGAAGGCGGCGCCGUCGCGGGCGUCCGGGUCGACGGGCGCCCCGUCGCGACGUCGACGCUGGUGAACUGCGCGGGGCCCUACCUGACGCAUAUACAUGGGAUGGUCUCGGCGCCGGAGCUGCCGGUUGCAAACGAGGUCCACGCGAAGUGCAUCUUCAGAGAUGCGUUGCGGACCGUGCCUCGGAACGCGCCCAUGCUCAUCUCCCUCGACUCUACGAGAAUUAUGGACGACGACGGGCUCGAGGACGCCUUCGGCGCUGCAACAGCGGCGAAGCUCACGGGACUGGCGCCCGCGGGUGUCCACCUCCGCCCCUGGGGCGACGAACAUAUUCUGUUGCUGUGGGAUUACUGGCAUGCCGAUUGUGACGUCGAGGAGCCGCCCGUCGAUGUGCCAAGCUUCGACGCGGACCUCUACCCGGAAGUUUGCUUAAGAGGGCUCGCGGGCUUCAUACCAGGGUUGCGGGCGUACGUCGACGGCGAGAGCGAGCGACCACUGAUCGACGGCGGCUAUUAUACCCAGACGCCCGAGAACCGACCGCUGAUCGGGCCCGGCGGCGUCCCGGGGUAUUACGUGAAUGGGGCCUUUGCUGGGUUUGGGUUGAUGGCUGCUGAGGCCGCCGGUGAGCUCUGCGCGGCGCACGUUUUGGGGAACACGCUGCCUUCUUAUGCCUCGGCGUUCGUCCCCCCUCAUGUACGCUGGACCCGGCCUACCCGCUCUAUAUUGGGUCUCGCGGGGCGGGUCGAUAUGCUUUGGUGUUGUUGUUGCGUGUAAGUUUUGUGAUGGUUUUGGCGGUCGUCUGGCCUGAGAAAUGAGGUUGCUUGA
Molecule: messenger RNA, 1485 nt
Organism: Pelagomonas calceolata
Lineage: Eukaryota; Pelagophyceae; Pelagomonadales; Pelagomonadaceae
Source: the annotation of a GenBank genome assembly